Rosa chinensis is the source of this 1289-nucleotide messenger RNA. RefSeq names its product ATP-dependent Clp protease ATP-binding subunit CLPT1, chloroplastic. The record is from RefSeq and is a predicted model, not a curated record. The coding region runs from base 149 to 847 and encodes 232 amino acids. The transcript is spliced from 6 exons. Lineage: Eukaryota; Viridiplantae; Streptophyta; Magnoliopsida; Rosales; Rosaceae.
CAUGCCGCUGUCCAAAGGAGCCGUGUUGAGCUCAUCGAAUACACAAUCUGUUGUUCGGUGUUUCCCCUCCAAGCUGAAGCAGAGACGGCGGAAGAAUUCUGCCCCGCCACCAAAAUCUCAAUCUCAGUCGGGUUUGUGUUAAUUAAGCAUGACCUCCGUUUCCAUAACACUGUCAGCUCUCUCAGUCUCACUCUCUACCACCGAACCACCUUCCCUUGGAAACCCUAGCAAUUCAACACCCUGCAGCCUAUCUACCUCAUUCCUCGGCAGAAAGCUCUCCGUUGGAGUUCCACAUUCAAACAAGUUGGCUUUAAAACAUCCAACAGCUGUCGCCACCGUUCUCUUCAGCCUCCCAACAGGGAAACCAGAGAGGAUUUCUUCUGGGAAAAGCUCACAAUGGUCGGCCAGAGCGAUUAAGUCGUUUGCUAUGGGUGAAUUGGAAGCAAGGAAGCUCAAGUAUCCCAAUACUGGCACGGAAGCCCUUCUAAUGGGAAUUUUAGUCGAGGGAACAAGUAUAGCUGCGAAGUUUCUCAGAGCUAAUGGAAUCACGCUUUUCAAGGUUCGAGAAGAAACUGUAAAGUUACUUGGAAAGUCAGACAUGUACUUUUUCAGCCCCGAGCAUCCUCCAUUGACCGAGCCAGCUCAGAGGGCCCUUGACUGGGCUGUGGAUCAAAAACUGAAGUCAGGAGACAGUGGGGAAAUAACAGUAACUCAUCUGCUUCUCGGGAUUUGGUCUGAAAAAGAGUCAGCAGGUCACAAGAUCUUGGUGUCCCUUGGUUUUGAUGAUGAGAAAGCAAAAGAGCUUUCUGUAUCUAUGGACAAGGAUUAUGUUCCUAGCUAUAAAUAAGGAUGCCAUAAUGCCUCUUCUCAAACAAUCUUCUAAUCGCACCUUCUGAAACAUUUGCUGAUACAACAUCCAAAUAAUGUUGCUUCUUGGUCCAACCUGUUGAGCUGCAAGUGGGUGGAGUUCUGGAUUGAAUAGCAAUGCUUUCUCUGACAUAAUUUGCAAUUCUUUGUAUGAGGAAGUUCAUGGAAUUCAAAAACUCCAUGAAGCAUUAACAGGGGCCUCAAUGAUACCUCAUUACCGCUGAGGUUGCUUGAAAAAAAAAGAAAGUAACUUUGUUUUUCUUACCGAUUUUCAUUGGCUUCUCACUCUCUUCUGCUGGUAUAUUAUCAACUGUACCUUCUUGCUGUACUUUUUUUGCUAAGGAAAUUCUCAUUCAAAAGAAGAAAAAAGAAAAGGAUUGAUCAUUAUAUUUAGAUUCAAUUAAGUUAUUCUUCUGGUUUUA